UCUUCCUUGAGGCUCGGAGGAGACACGUUUUAUUAAUUAGUGCACUAUAUCGCAUUGUUAGUUUGCUAUUAUGGACCGCCCUUCUUUUGAAAAUAUACAUGGCUCAGUAAAAACUGCUCAAGCUUCUAGCCAUUUGUUUGAAGGAGCAAAAUUAUCCUUCACAAAAGGGUUGAGUGAAACUUUUCAAAUUUCUCAUAACUUUGAGUUUGGUAACCCAAGUUUGUAUAUGUUUAAUGCCACUUUUGUCGAUUUACUACCAGGUACACAGUCUCCUCGCACUAUACUUAUCGGAAACAUGGAUACCACCCAAAGUUUUCUAGCCAGAGUUAUCAGAAAUUUCGGAAACCUAACAACAACAGCAAUUUUUCAACAAUAUACUAGGCAAAGCCAAUCUCAGCUGGUGACUCAAUUAGAGGCAGAUUACCAAGGAAGUGAUCAUUAUGUGUCUUUAAAAGUUGGCGAUCCAGACAUUGUAAAUGAAUCCGGAGCUUGGUUCUUCAGUUACUUGCAAUCGUUUACUCGAAAAUUCUCUCUUGGAGGUGCACUCCGUUACGAGUAUAGUAACGGCCUUGAAGAUGCUGUUACUACCGUUGGCGGCUCCUACAAGAAUGAUGAUCACUGGCAAGCUAACGCGACUUUUGAAGGAAGAAUUACAGGUUUAUCAAAUUUUAAUUUAUCUUAUUUAAAAAAAAUUCAUCGCACAACGAACUUCUUUCUUGAUUUUGAAGGUCAAUUUUUUGGAGAAUCCAAGGUUACUGGUGGCUAUGAGGCGAACUUUCAGCACGCAACUGUGCGUAGCCAAGUGAACACUGCUGGGGAAGUUUAUACUUUUAUUGAACGAAAGUUGGCUCCCGGUAUAUCUUUUAAGUUUGGAGGAAGUUUGGACCAUAAAUCUAACGAACAGCGGUAUGGAUUCGGAUUUUUCAUUGGUGGCCCCUAA
Molecule: messenger RNA, 940 nt
Organism: Zophobas morio
Lineage: Eukaryota; Metazoa; Arthropoda; Insecta; Coleoptera; Tenebrionidae
Product: mitochondrial import receptor subunit TOM40 homolog 1-like
Exons: 9
Coding region: 71-940 (289 amino acids)
Biological process (GO): protein import into mitochondrial matrix
Cellular component (GO): mitochondrial outer membrane translocase complex; mitochondrial outer membrane
Molecular function (GO): transmembrane protein transporter activity
Source: RefSeq, a predicted model, not a curated record